Molecule: messenger RNA, 438 nt
Organism: Vanrija pseudolonga
Lineage: Eukaryota; Fungi; Basidiomycota; Tremellomycetes; Trichosporonales; Trichosporonaceae
Exons: 2
Coding region: 1-438 (145 amino acids)
Source: RefSeq, a predicted model, not a curated record
AUGGCGCCGAUUCGGUGGCAGGCUCUCGGACUUUCGCGAAUGGCGAUGGCAAACCUCGGCGAGGCGUCGGAUGGUGAUCACAAUGGCGGCAUCACAUCAUCGUGGCGGAAAUCACGUACGUCGACGCCUCCGUGUGGUGCCGACGCAGUAACGCGGGGGCAAGGCGGAUACGGAGAGCGGUGGAUACGGAGAGCGGCGGAUACGGAGAGCGGAUACGGAGGGCGGCGGAUACGGAGGGCGACGACAUGCCGACGGGCUGGCUCGCCAGCGCAACGAGGUCGCCAUGUACUCUCGCCAGUCCUCACAGCACCCCACCCGUGCCUCGGUCCCAGCGCGGCAAUGAGGGGUGACGCCCCGCCAUUUAGUCGAAUCAUAUCGUCGCGAGACAGCCGAAACGCGGCGCGUGCGAGCGUCACCGCAUGGCGACCACGCCCAUGA